AGCCCUCCGGCGGCGCGGCGGCCCGGCGCCCUGGGGGGAGGGGCGCACCGCGCCUUCGCGGCGCGGGGGUGGGUGGGUGCGGCCCCGCGCGAUGGCGCAGACGCGGCCGGGGGUGUACUUCUGCCAGCAGGCCGCGAGGCGCGUGUCCCCGGUGCCGGGAGGCGAUGGCGGGCGCCACCGCUUCAUGGUGGGCACCUGCUCCCUGCAGCGGAAGAACGAGGUGCACCUCGUCGAGUUCUCCGAGGAGACUGCGGAGGUGGUCCUGCAGCAGGUCCUGCCGCAUGCGGACGAGAUGUGGCAGCUCAGCGUCUCGCCCACCGACGCCCGCCGGGUGCUCACCUACGCCAGCGGCAAGGCUGGCGGCCCUGGGGCCCUCCGCCUCUGGCGGGCUGGAGACAGGGGCGCGCAGGAGGGGAGACUGGAGCUCCUGAGCAGCCUCCAGCAGGACGACACCGAGGCGCCCCUGGGCCCCGUCAAGAGCCUGCUGUGGGACCCACACCACGAGGGGAACGUGCUCGUGGCGGGCGCGGAGACCGUCCAGGUCUUCCAGUGCACGCAGGGCAAGAUGACGCGAGUGUCGGCCCUCCAGGCCGAGCCUGGCCGAGGCCACGAGCUGACCCGGUGUCACGCCGCGUGCCUGGACCCGCACCACCCUCAGCAGGUGAGCACGGUGGACGACACGCACCUCAAGACGUGGGACCUGCGGUCGAGCCGCCUCGCCUUCCGGAGGGACAACGCUCACCUGUUCGGCGCGCGGGACGUGGAUUACAAUCCGAACGUGCCGUACCAGGUCCUCACGGCGGGCGAGGACGCGGUGCUGCGGUUUUGGGACCUGAGGAACAGCAGCAAGUGCCUGUUGGCCUUGAGCGGUGGCCACCACCACUGGAUCGUGCACGCGCGCUACAACCACCACCAUGACCAGCUGGUGUUGAGCUGCGGCGCGGACUCGGCGGUGUGCCUGUGGCGGGCGGGUUCGGUGGCAUCGCAGCCGCUGGAUCGCCUACUGGACCGCCCAGCGAGUUCUGUCUUCGUCAAGCGGCAAGGCUCCUCCUGCGCUGCAGGCGAAGAUGGUGCCUCGCGACCGCCGGAUGGGUUAAUCCAGCGCUUCGAGGAGCACGAAGACUCCAUCUACAGCUGCUGCUGGAGCGCCACCGACGCAUGGGCGUUCGCGUCGGUGUCGUACGACGGCAAGCUCGUGGUGAACAGGGUGCCGGGGGAAGAGAAGUACCGCAUCCUGCUGUAGCCGUGACCGUGUGGGUCCCGUGCCCGCUCCCGCGACCUCGCCCGUCGCUCGCUCGUGUGCGCUCUCGGCGCGGAAGGGGGAAGCUCAGAGGGGCCUCGCGCUGGAAGCGGCAGAGCGCGCAGCGCGUGGCCUUGUAGUCCCGCGCGAGGCAGCUGGGACUGCGCAGCGCGGCGCGCCUCUUUCCUUUGCUGGCGCCGGAGGCGUCGAAGCUCGCAGCGCAUUGCCUUCCUCCACGCGCGAGGCGGCCAAUGGGGCUGCGCAUCGUUGCUUCCAAGCAGCGGCGCGGCCCCUGACAGGAGCGAUGCGCCUGUUUUCCCGUCGGGGCCAGAUGAUGGGCGGCAGGAAAGGAGGUUCCCAUUCCAUGCGCCAUAACGCCAUG
Prorocentrum cordatum is the source of this 1622-nucleotide messenger RNA. Lineage: Eukaryota; Dinophyceae; Prorocentrales; Prorocentraceae. The record is from the annotation of a GenBank genome assembly.